AUGUUAUCACAGCAAAAAUGUUUGCUAUUGGAAUUACAUGAACAUUACGAAACAUUUGUGGAACGUAAAGAGCAAUGUAUUCGAGCUUUAAAUGCGAUAAAGGCAACAAUGAAAUUGGCCUUAAUUGGUGGUCCAUCAUUAUCAGCGGUUUCUUCAAAUCAGUACCUAGAAUUAUGUCGAUCAGUGCACAAAUUAUUCUUCCAGUUACUUCAAAUCACGGAUAAAUUUGAUGAAAUGGUGAAAAGUGUAGUAAAUGGUUCCAAUGUUCAGAAUGCUAAUAUAUCAGCUGAAGUCUUAUGCUUGCAUAAAUGUCUAUUAGCAAGUAUUCCGAAUUCGGUACAUGGUAUGGAAAAUGGUAUAUCAAAUGUAACACUUGAAUCAAAUACCGAUGCAUUAUUGAUGUUAAUGCAAAAGAAACAGUACAAAAAUGCUUUACAUAUGCUAAGACAACUCAGGCAACAAUUUGGUGCAGAAUAUGGUUGUUGUGAUCAAGUAGAUGUUGAAGUAUUACUGUUAGUAUAUUGUCGCAAUCAUCAUCAAACGUCUUGUUGGGCUAUCCUAGGAAGUGACAAAGCGUUAACACUUAGCUGUAACCAAUUACGACAGAGUAAUAUGCAGAUGGCAACUAUUAUUCGUGCAAUAGCACCUGAAGCACUCAUUUUACGAUCAUCUCGUGUUUCUAGUGCAUCUGAAUCAUACAGAUCAUAA
Molecule: messenger RNA, 708 nt
Organism: Loa loa (African eye worm)
Lineage: Eukaryota; Metazoa; Nematoda; Chromadorea; Rhabditida; Onchocercidae
Exons: 5
Coding region: 1-708 (235 amino acids)
Source: RefSeq, a predicted model, not a curated record